Messenger RNA from Sorghum bicolor (sorghum), 2739 nucleotides. RefSeq names its product replication protein A 70 kDa DNA-binding subunit B-like. Gene Ontology annotation, molecular function: DNA binding. Gene Ontology annotation, cellular component: nucleus. Gene Ontology annotation, biological process: DNA repair; DNA recombination; DNA replication. NCBI's taxonomy places the organism in Eukaryota, Viridiplantae, Streptophyta, Magnoliopsida, Poales, Poaceae. The record is from RefSeq and is a predicted model, not a curated record. The transcript is spliced from 18 exons. The coding region runs from base 575 to 2461 and encodes 628 amino acids.
GUUUAUACGGUGGCCUCCCGUACAUCUCGCACCGUCUUCCCAAUAAAAAAAAGGCCUCCGUGUGGUGCUCUCUCUCGUUUCUAUCGCUCUCCACCUACCUCGCCCUUCUCGUCUCCUCAUCUUCAGCUCGCCCUUCGCGUCUCCUCAUCUUCCUCAGAGUGCUCGCUCCGUCAGGCUUCACCGGCGUCGACGCAUCCGCCGUCGGUGCCCGGUGUAGGUCGCGGAGGAACUAUUGCCUGUUGGGCCCUCGCCGCUUCUUCGGGUCCGUCGCUUGUUAGGGUUUCGUCUGCGUCGGCGGCCGUCGAGGUUCUCCCCGGCCGUGUUCCCAGCAGACCCGUCGUUCCUGCCAUUGCUGAAGAUUGGUGUUCUGUUUUGGUGUUGCCAUCCGCUGGCGCCGCUACAGUCCUUUCGUCUUCUACUGUCCUCUGCUUCAGUGUUGGAUAGUGUUCUGCUAAGAGCAGUUCCAGUUCACUGCAGCCUGGGGGUGCUAACGUUCUGAGGCCUAUCAGUCAAUCGGAUUUGGUUUGGCUAGCGAGACAUUGGUGUCUGCUCACACGGAAUCUGGAUACACACAAUGCAGAAAUCCAAGCCGCGCAAGCUGUACCUCUCAGACCUCACACAUGGACCAACAGCAGACGCAGUGUGUGUUCGUGUGAUGAGGAAAUGGAGUUAUGACGGUAAUGAACCUGGUGGUCCAAUCCGUUACAUAGGUCUUGUGCUUGCAGAUGAAAAGGGAAAUUCCAUUUAUGGUCAUAUUAUAGAGAGGGAUGUUCAAACCAAAGGAUCUUUGCUUGAGGUUGACAGCACAUACCACAUCACAAAGUUCUAUGUAAAGACAUCCAAACAAACAUAUGUUCCUUUUGAUAAGGAGUUGAUGAUUGAGUUUACAUCUUUCACCAAUAUAAGUGUGAUGAAAAAUCCGCCAAAUGGUUUCCCACAGUAUGUCUACACCAUCACUCCUUACUCACAGAUAAAUCCUGUCUAUCCAUCAUCAACAAAAUACAUCGAUAUAUUAGGCAUCAUCACUUCAGUUGAAAAUGUGGUGCAUCAACGAAUCAGGAAUAAAGAAAAGGUGGUUCCAAUGAGAGAGAUUCUCAUAAAAAACCUGAGUGACGAGGAACUUAAAAUUACGCUGUGGGCUGAACAUGCAACAAGUUUCAAGUUACCUGAGACAUCAACCUCAGAACCAGUUCACUCUAUUGUCGUUCUCUUUGUUGGUUGUUUACCAAAAACCAUGGAACGCAAAACUCAGGUAAGUGGAGGAAAUGGUUGUCGCUGGUAUUUUAACCCAGACAUCAAAGAGGCACAAGCUUUUUACAAGAGUCUCCAGAAGAAGCCUGUGCCAGUAUAUCAAGCACCUCCACCAGAUCCCAGUUUACAGGAACCAGUACUUCCAAUUAUAUUAGAACACAAAAAGUUAAGCGAACUUAAUGAUUUGGAUCCAUUUGAGUUCCCAGAACAAGGUUGUAAAUGCACUGUCACAAUCACCUCAAUUCCUCCAGAAAAGAAAUGGUGGUAUAUUGGCUGUGCAAAAUGCAAAAAAGCUCCCAAGGAAGAAACAUCAACAUUUUGGUGUGGACCAUGCAAAUGUUCAGAAAGCAAGACACUGUACAAGUUCUCAUUUAACGCUGCAGAUGAUACAACUGAAGCACAAUUUUUUGCAUAUGAUGACCCAGCACGUAACAUUAUUCAUCGGAAUGUAAUUGCAGUGCUUAAUCAACUCAGGAAAGAAUCUGGUUUCCCACGUUUCCUAACAGAUGUGGUCUCAAAAAAAUUCACUUUCAGUAUUGGUUUAUCAGAUGACUCAUUUGGACAAAUGGAAGACAGAACUUACGUUGUCAAAUCAGUCAUAAUAGAUCAUCAACAGCAAGCCCAUAAAGCAAAACAACAAUUGCUUACUGAGCCAUCUGCUAAUACUUCAGCAAUUGUACCUACUAUGAUGGACAAUAUGCAAACAAUUAAAUCUAGCACCCAAUACGAACCAGCAACUCCUAUACCAGAUAUCAUUACCAAUGAAGCUUCUUUGCAGCAAGAUACACCUCCACCAAAUACUACACCUGAUGCAACACCUAAACCAACUGAAACACGCAGUAUUAGUAUGGAUAAAGAAAAGACACUGGUUCAGCGAGCUUUAUUUGCAGAUCAUGUUAACAUAAGCAAGGAACAGGCACAAUCAUCUAUGAAUGCCGCUACAAGCACUAAUGAAAUGCUAUCCACAGAUAUCCAUCAGGAUUUCCCUGGUGUGAUUAAGCAAUCUAGAAACAGUACAUCAGCUCCAAACACAGAUAAGGAUAUGGUUACUGAUGAAAACCUCCAGUCCGAUGACCUCCCUUACAACUUCCUGAACCAGCAAUCUCAUCUGACAUUAGAGCAUAAAGCCAAGAAGCAUAAAACUGAUGAAUCUAUCAACCAGGGGAGGUCUUCCAACCAGAAGUCUACAACAGCAAAACCCACAGAAUAGGUCUCAUAACACUGCAGACGCCUGGCUCUUCCUUUUGCAGUAUUGUAGGAGCUAUAGCAUGUUGCCCGUUGUUUAUGCCCACACACAAACGCUUUAAAGCCUACGUUUGUGAAAUAUUAGUUGUAGUAUUUGCUGAAUUAUCACUAUUAGUUUGUUAAACAGUUGUUAAGACCGCUACAAAUUAUUAUGUGUGAAUGACCUUAUAGUUUAUUAAACAGUUGGUAAGACCGCUAAAAAAUAUUAUGUGUGAACGACCUUAUAUAAAAAUUUUCUUAUUA